AUGUUCAGAAAGAUCCACUCCAUCCUCCACCACGGUCCGCAGGGGAAGGCGGCGGCGGAGGACCCCUGCUACACGGGAGCCAGCCCUGCGGUCCGGCUGUUUCGCAGCACCUCCAUGUACGUGGUCGGAGACCACUUUGAGAGGUGCAGCGAGCCCUUGAAGGAAUACAGAAGCACGCACAGCAUGGACACCGGCCUGCACUAUCUGCGGCAGGAGGACCGCGCCUGGAUGUUCUCGCGCACCCAGGACUGCCUGCAGUACCUUCAGGAGCUGCUGGCCCUGCGCAAGAAGUAUCUCAGCAGCCUGGGCGACCUGAGGCCCCGGCGCACGCAGGUCGCCGGGUCCACUUUCUCCAAGUCCUCCAAGGGAGCCGCUCAAAAGACCCGGGGAGAAAGCAAGAAAGCAACCUCGAAGAAAUACUCACAGUUCAGCACCGAUGUAGCUGAGGCCAUUGCCUUCUUUGACUCCAUCAUUGCAGAGCUAGAGACAGAAAAACGGCCGAGGGCUGCUGACACUGACCUGCCUAAUGAAGAUGUGGACUUCGAUGUGGCUACCAGCUCACGGGAGCACAGCUUGCAUUCCAACUGGAUUCUGCGGGCACCACGCAGACAUUCUGAGGCCAUUGCUCAUGCCACUGCAGACAGCCGUUUUCGGAAAAGCGCGGAGCACAGGGUCGCUGGCACCCAGAGGAGGCUGGAGAGACACCCCAUUUACCUGCCCAAGGCUGUGGAAGGGGCCUUCAACACCCUGAAAUUUAAGCCCAAAGCCCACAAAAAAGACCUGGGGAACUCCAGACAGAUCCUCUGCAGCGUCUCCAAAGAAGACAUGGAGUGGGACAAGGAGUUCUUCACACAGGAGUCCCCGGUGUCUCUGGAGGAGGAUUAUCGUGGGACAGAGAAUCCCAAAGGGCAAUGGCUGAUUCGAGAAAGACUCUGGGAGCGGACGGUGCCCUGA
Messenger RNA from Psammomys obesus (fat sand rat), 954 nucleotides. It is a transcript of the gene CUNH13orf42, whose product is annotated as chromosome unknown C13orf42 homolog. Bases 1 to 954 code for a protein of 317 amino acids. The transcript is spliced from 4 exons. The record is from RefSeq and is a predicted model, not a curated record. Lineage: Eukaryota; Metazoa; Chordata; Mammalia; Rodentia; Muridae.